Messenger RNA from Ectocarpus sp. CCAP 1310/34, 1848 nucleotides. The record is from the annotation of a GenBank genome assembly. NCBI's taxonomy places the organism in Eukaryota, Phaeophyceae, Ectocarpales, Ectocarpaceae.
AUGCUGGUCUCCCAGCACAAUGUCUUCUUCAUGAACGAGCUCAUGACGUCGAUUCGGACGGCCAUUGCCGAGGGCAGGCUGGCUGAGGAAGAGAAUAAGUGGCUCGCGCCGGGGCUACGGGCUAGGGAUUUCCACAAGAGGGCGGCAGCGGAGGCGGCGGCGGCGGCGGAAGCGGCUACAGGAGAGGAAAGCGGGGAAACCCAUCACUAAGCUUGGAAUCGGGUGAAUGAUUGAUAUGAUUAAUCGAUUGAUUGAUUUUCGGAGGGGGGAGGGGAGGGCAGUAGAUGAUGACUGAGAUUCCAAGUUCGAUAGGUCCGUUGAUCACGUCAGGAUGGCGGCUGUAGAGGCUUCGCCAGCGGUAGGUUGGGCGGGGGGGGGCGUACUCAUGGUUUGCAUUCCAUAAUUGCUAGGGAUGGGGAGGGGGAGUCUUGACACGGUAGGAGGGAGGGUGAAUAUUGGCUUGUGUAUUUGCGACCACGUACUGCAAGUGCUGCGGAAAUGCUGUACAUGGAACGUAGUGGUACUCGAUUGCUCCCUUAGUCCUUGGGUGUACAAAGGUUUGUUGCGUCCCUUGUACAGGUGCGUCCUGUUUCUGUCUGGCGGCUGCGACUGCUCCGGUCAUGCCACUGCUGAGCGUUCUUACGUGCUUAUUUGUGUGUAAAAAACGGCUAUGGUACGGUGCCCGCUCUACGGUUGUAGACGACUUUUGAUUGGAAAACCAAGGAAGGCGUUUGACCGCUUCGAAAGAAGAUGAGAAAAGCCGGGAGGCUUUCGCCGCUUGGAUUGAUACCCCCCCCCCCACGAGUACAUUUUGGGCCGAAGUGUUGUGUUUGUAGGAGUACCAUGUUAUUUUGCUGGCCACCGGCGGACUCGUUUCGACGCUAAAGAAAUAGCUCUACCCUAAAGGGUUGUCGCUGGGGGGAGGGGGGCACGACUUGUGGUUCAGAUGUUGGAAAAAUCAAAACGAAACUUUUCGUUCUUCGUGGCCAGGACGCAGCAAGCUUCCCCGGCUGCUUUCUCCUUGCCCUUGCUUCUUGAAGGUUAGGUUGGUCAGUUGUUGUUAUUUUUUGACAAUCGAUGUGAUGACUGUUUCUAGUGGGGGCCUCAGCGGAGAGGGAGUGCGCGCGCGCAUGUAUGUGUGUGUGUGCCGCGGGAGCUUAGUGGCGUAUUCACGAAUUUUCAGAACGCCAGUCCUCCAGUGUGGUGCCCCCCGCCGCGUGUCUUGUUUUUACGCCCCCCGCCCCCUCCUCUUGCAUUGUUUGCGGAGGUCACGUUUUACGCAAGCUUUUCUUUGCCUUUGAGACGGCAGCUGUUGUUUUUCUGUACUCCCUUGUCGUUGUGAUAUACUCCAUAUUCAAUAUUCAGCACUGAUAAUGCUGUUGCUGCAGCAACUCGGCAAACGGCCACGAAAUUUUCCAUUUUAGGCAUAAAAUGUAGGCUAGGAUGAGAUAUCUCCAUUUUACCAUCACAUGUAGGUGUAGGUGAUGAGCGAUUCCGUGCAUUCGACAUGUUAUUUAUUUGUUGUACCCGCGGGUGACAAUGCACAUCCAGGGGAGUUCGUCGCGAGAGUAUAUACCUACGGGAAACGUUUUUCGGGUGGGGAGGGUCUAGGUCUGUGCGGUUUUGUUAUGCCGUGUCUCGUACACAGCGUUGCAGAGCGCUUUUGCUUGUAGUCGAAAUAUUGAACUGUACCAGGCUUUUACACUAGGCAAUUAAUUGCACGUUGCAGUUGGGCGAAUGUCAAUGUCGGGUUGUAGUACGCUGGUCUGUACCACUAACCACGCAGUAAGGCUUGGUAUUGUGCAGCGCGAAGAAAGGGCGGCGGGGGUGAAUACGAGACUGAUUCUG